AUGAAGUUCUACUUUGCUAUCCUAGUGUAUGCUUCUUUGGCAUCUUUCCAGGCGGCGAUUGCAAAGGGAGAUCUUUCCUCAGAGUUUACGAACUCAGCGGCUUUGGACGAAGCUGAGAAACUAACAUUGUACUGGAGUGUGGACUGGAAUGCAAGAUCAAUUUCUUUCGCAGUGGAAGCACAAACUACUGGAUGGGUUGGUUUUGGGAUUUCAACCGGCCGAGGGCAAAUGAUUGGAGCGGACAUCGUAAUCGGAGGAGUUACAGAUAAUGGAAAUCAAUAUUUUUCGGUAGGAUAUUGAGGACUUACGAGCCCGUUUCUCACUUAUUUUGGGUAAAAAAGGAUGCUCCUAAGAGUCUGUCAAUCAUUAGAGGCAUCUCCAAGCAAGCUUUGGAAUUUUCCCAAAUUUUAUAUAUAUAUUUGUUUCCCUUGGUUUUUUCACGGCUGUUUCGUGGAACUGUCAUUGCGUAACAAACUAAUUACAUGUGAUAGCAUUGAAAUUUUAGCGGCGAUCGCUAUUUAUUAGUCCAAAGUAGUAACUGAAGAAUACAGCAGAAUUCCUAACCUUUCCCCCUGUUUUAUUUAACGUGUCCUAUCGGCAUUUUGGGUGUGUGAAGUGCAGUUGGUUUCUCAUUUCUCCAAGUAUUGUUAUGCAACAAUGAUUCUCAUCAGAUUUGUGUUGAACGAGCGUGACCAAAUUUAGCCUGCGGGCAAGCUCCCAGGAGAGGUUUGUGCCGCCCUCGGUUUUAAACCCUGAAGAAAAGGAAGGAGAGCUCACACACUACGCCUCUGGAAUUUGAACUCCAAUUCCCCUGUGACUCCUCGUCGACAGAGCUGUCAGAUUUCAGCUAAUCAGCCCGAAGUAGAAACGAGCGCGAAUGUAAACAAACAUUGAAAACAACGUGCAAAGGGUAAUGACGUCAUUACUAAUGUCAUCUCCGCCAAUCAGCAUCUUGCAUCGACUUUUCGAUGCAAAUAUUCAAAUUCUAAAGACGUAGUUGCAAGCUCUCCUUCCUUUUCCAGCCCUUCUUUCAGAGCGUCCCGGAGAGCUUGCUCGCAGGCAAGACCAAAUUAGAUAUUUAAAAAAAAGAUCGCGUUCCGUGAUGGAAAACGCGAAGGGGUGAAGUGAAACCUCGAUACUGAGGCCCGGGGGGUGCUCAAACCCCUUUCGCAUGCCUUUUAUUGACAAAUGCCCCUUUUACAAUGUAAGCCCUUUUAACUGCUGUGAAUACACUUUCUUGUGAAUCUGAAUUAAAUCACUAACGCAGGCAGUUUUCCUGUCUUUCACAGCUAUAAAAUGCACCUGUUUGCCCUUUAAGGUCUUUUCAAAGACCACAAUGACAGAUUUCCAUACUUUUUCAUAUACUUCAGCUCCUGGCUUCAGCUAGUAAAGUCCAUACCCUUUCACAUACCUCAAGCCUGAAAUACUGCGUUCUUUCGAACGGAACCUCCCCGUAUAUAAGCUAUUUUAAGGGGUUCUUCCCAGGACUAACUUAUCCUGAUGCUCCGUAAUUUCCUUUGUUGUUCGUCAAUAGGAUCGAUAUGCGUCUUCUUACAGCACUCCGGAAUCAGACUCAUCCCAGGAUUAUAAGCUUAUUUCCUUGACAGAAACAGACGGUAAAACAACCAUGAAAUUUGAACGGAAAUUUGAUACCUGCGACGACAAAGACAACAAAAUUGAGGUAUGGGUUCUUAGCGUUAACCUCAAGAAUCCAUCGUGAAGAGGACCUCCGUUUCUCAACUGUUUGAGAAAAUGCUAAACUUGGCUCUUUACUCUUUAGGAGGGAACAUCCAAGGUCAUUUUUGCUUAUAAUGACGCAGACCCGACGUCAUCAGGUGCUUUUCUAAAGCAUACGUAUAAAGGGUCCCGAAGCGUGAUGUUACUGAACACUGGAGGCAAAGCACCUAAACUACCUGCAAACAUGAGUUACCUUGAUAUACUUAAUAAUAAGGUAAAACUGUUCUUUUAUGUAUUCAUGUUUUAUUUUAUUUGUUGUUCUGUCAUAAAGUGACAGCCAGUAGAGAUCACAAUGUGACAGUGCUAACUGGCUUUGUUAGUACGUUUCAGAUUGAAAGUAAAUUGCGUGUGUGAGCUCUUCAUGAUAACAAUCGCACAACGGCAAGUGCAAAGAUGUCCUUUCUGCCAACCGUGCCUGCAUACAUAAUCCUGAUUUUCUUGAGUUCAUUUUUAAGAAAAAACUGCAAUGACCACUUUUUAUUACAUCAGGUAUAUUUUUGAAUGCAAAUCAAUUAAACAGACAUAACUUGAAGCGUCCUGGACUGUAGAGUCCCACUUUGCGCUCUGCAAAUAACUUUUGUAAUAUAAGCUAAUGACAUUCGCACCCAACAGAGUAAUAAACUGAAGUGGUGUCUAACUAUGUGCGGAUAGGCUUUAUAUGGUUGUAUACAAACAACAAAACAUUUGUUCUAAUCAGACCAAAGUUCCAGGGAACAAAACAGUGUACUGGUGCAACGUGUUUGAAAUCCCCAGGAUGGAAAAAAAGCAUCAUGUUGUCAAGGUAUUUGCAUCUGUUGUGUAAUUCAGUCUCAAUCACUUACUCGGAGUUAUAAUUACAUCAUUAUCAUACUAGUGUUACGUGAAACCAGCAGGAGAUGGUAGGGCCAUCCAUCAUGCGCAAAAAUGUUACUUAAAUUUCCUAAUUCUUCUUUCUUUUCCACCCAAAACGCCGAAACUUGCCCAAACAUUAGAUUAUACGAAUAUUGCCAAUAAUGCGAAAAGGUUUUCAGCUAGUUAAAAUGGUCAGUGAGAAAUAGUUUAUGACGGAAAAUAAAGUUAGCGCUACAUGUCAUAUUCAUAUGACCGUUACUCGGACUGCGUGGUUACACUUGUAUGAUAAAUCUUUUCCGUAUUCAAUGCCAGUGAACACGAGGCUUGGGUUACCUUGGGUGCCAGAGACUUUUCAUGCGCGGUUUCCAGUUUCAGUCAAGUUUAUGGCUUCGGCUUUCGCGUGCUGAAGAUCUGUUGGCCGACACUAAAGCAUGUCGCCGCGCCCGAGAAAAAUCUCUGGUGCAAGCGUGGACAAUUCCAUACAAUCACUUUAUUAUUUAACUCAAGCCUGCAGUUGGUGCCGUUGUUCAAAAAGUGAAGGAGUACAGUAAAAGGCAUUCUUAAAAUUAGGUGAUUUAGCAACACAAUAGAAUUCCCCUCCCUUAACUUGGUAAUAUUUAUUUAGGUGGAGCCUAUUGUUCAGAAAGGUCAUGAAGGACUGGUUCACCAUAUCUUGGUGUACGAAUGUUCGUAUGACUUCCCUACAGCCUUUCUAAAUCACUCUGGACACUGCUAUGACAGAUCAACCCCACAGGCGAUCAUGAGGUGUGCUGGACAGUCAACUGUGGCUGCUUGGGCCAUAGGAGGAGGGGUAAGCAGUGUUUACCAUCAAAAACGUCAUAUUCACCAUCUCCAUUAUUAACAUAAUCAUCAUCUUCGUUAUCAUCAUCAUCACUAUCAUCACCACCGCCAUCAUCAUCAUUAUCAUCAUAAUCAUCGCCAUUGUUUUCGUCUUCUUCAUCGUCACUAUCAUCAUCAUCAUCAUCAUCAUCAUCAUGUUUAUCACCAUCUUUGCCUUAAACAGCUUGAAGUUUGUUUGUCCAUAUCCGGCAAGGUUUUAAAGUUUGUAGCCAGCAACUUUAUCUCGACACAACAAAUGAGGAAAAAAGGAAAAUCCGGGCACUGUCUACACCAUUAAAACCUUCAUACUUCUUAGUAAGUGGACGACACCAAGACAUCCUUAAACAACCAAAAUUUAUUCCUCAAAUUUAACUUUUACAGAGUUUUUACUACCCUGAACACGUGGGGAUGAAAAUUGGUACUGAUGAUACACCAAGAUAUAUUGUCAUGGAAACACAUUAUGACAACCCUGAUAAAAGAACUGGUGAGAGCACCUUUAAUUCGGACCAUGGAAAGAGUAAAGUAACAACAGCUACACCUUAGCUUAUUACUUAUAUAAAGUAUUUUAAAACUAGGUCCAAUGGAGAAUCAUGUAUUCAGGCCGUGGAACUUGAUAGCAGAUGGAAGAAAUUCAUUGUCAUAUUUUUUCGGAUAGUGCUUCACUUUUAUAAAUGCUUAAUUCACUCGUUGAAAUGUUUGUAAAAAGCGAUAACAGCUAAUUGAAACAGGCACCUCAGAUCCCCUGCCGGCCUUUCCCCUCGCAGCCAUUUUCUUCUACUUUGUGUAAGGAUCACGCCUCUCUUAGACAAAUCUUUAGUGACUGUACGUACCACCUUGGAAAACGUUGACAGUUUUCACUUCUACUCUAAAAAAAUAAACAUACCAAAAGGUCAUGCUUCAUGUCAUAUGGCACGCCAAUGACCACAGAUAUCCUUUUUUUCAAAAUUUCCUUUGUCUAGAAAGCAAUAAACGGAAUAAAUUGACCUUUUACUUACUUACUCACUGACCUAAUUACUUACCUACUUACUUACUUAUACUUAAAACUGUGAAAGGUUUUCACCAGGAUGAUCAUACUCAACCUACUUAUGUUACUUAUACUUACUUAUUAACUUACUUACGAAACCGUAGCCAUGAUAUUGACUUCAGUUUCCAAUAUAUAAUGCCUGUGGUAAUGCCUUGUCCUUUAAAUCUCAGACUUCGUGGACAGUUCAGGACUUCGUUUCUGGUACACGGAGCAAACUCGGAUGUAUGAUACUGGGGUAAUAUACGCUGGCUGGGGAGUACAACAUCAUAUGAUGAUACCACCAAAACAGAAAGAGUGGAAAACCACUGGAUACUGUGCAGCGCCAUGCACAGAGAAGGUUAGUAACUAGGUUACCGUUCAGCUUUUUUUAAAAAUUAUUAUUAUGAGUGUGUCCAAAACGAGGACUGCCCAAAUCAGCGAAUGCUGGAGGAGACAUUAACCACAAAUAACUAAACUACGCGAGGUUUUUGCUAGAAAAGAAAAAAUAAUCUUUCAAGUGGGCGAGCGCUUUGGCUCUGUUCUACUAAUGCUGAAAUCAGAAAAGCUAAUAGCGAAUCAGAUUUGAGAAUUUGUUAUAGUUAUAAUUAUGAUGAUGAUAAUUAUAAUUCAACAUUUAUCAUGUUGGUCGUCAUCAUCAUCAUCAUCGUCAUGAUCGUGAUCAUCACCACCAACAUCGUUGUUGUAUCAUUGUCUUCCUUUGUACAAGAUAUUGCCCUAUUUUACGAUAUAGCCGUAUCACGAUAAUGAGAUGAAUGCUGAAAAACUAUUCACGCGAAUCAUAAUUGAAAAUCGUUAUUCUAGUUUGCAUUUAAUUUACAUUUCGACUAGCUAACAACGUGAUAUUCGAUGUUUUAGGCUUUGGAAAAAUCUCCACUUCAAGGACAUAAAAUUAAAAUUUUUGCGGCUUUGCUUCACACUCAUUAUGCAGGUAACGUAAAGUUUGGAAGAAAAGUAUCUUUUUACGUCCCUUAUUUUUUUUUUCUUUUAAAACAACCUCUUCUAAAACAUUGUCGGACAUUCAGGAAUGAGAAAGUUGUAUUGGACUGAGACAAGAGAGAUCAUUCUCUCUUAGUUAAAAUCACAUUUGCAGACAGAGGGGACCGAGAAACUUAGAAUACCUACUAUUUAAUUCUUCAGCAACUGAGGUAACGUUGCCGAUCAUUUUAUAUUCUCAUUCCAAGUAUCUUCUUAGACAGGACUAAAAUGAAUGAAUAUUGACUUAUACUUCCAUUGUGUCUGACUACUCACCACGCCUGUAAUGUAUCUCUGUUAUAGGUAGAAAAGUACAUGUCCACCAUCUUAGGAAUGGAAAAGAGCUCAAAGAAAUUGUUUACGAUAACCAUUACGACUUCAAUUUCCAAGUACGUAUUCUCUAGCAGCUGUGAAAAGCGUACCAUAUUAAAUUUUCACCCCUUUAUUUUUCCUAAUGAGCGUGAAUUAACCUGGAUUGAACUGGAUCGAGUUGUGAUUUUAAUGAAAUGAAGACUUGGCACCCUCCCCUAAGAAGCUUUACCGUCAAGAGAGGAGGUGGGGGAAGGGGAGGGGAGAGAGGGUAGGGUGCAGCUAGAAGACGCUCCAGGGCUGUCCCGAUAGUUUUAUGGCAUUGAUCCCCUGGUCUCUUUUUCUUUUUUUUUUUUUUUUUUUCAAUUCUAGGAAUAUCAAAUGCUAAAGGAGGAGGUUGAGGUUUUUCCGGUAAGUCACAAUUACUAUUUAUAUAUUUCAUCUUAGUAGAAAAAAAUGGCAGCUGGAAUCCUUUAAAACAGACCACGAAGAAAAGAAUAUUCUGAAGAGGAUAUCUUUGAACCUCCUAAGUACAGCUGAAUUUCACCUCAGCUGAUUUUCUCCGGCGAAGUUAUCGAAGUUGCCCAAACCCUAAUGAUAAGGGAAAGAAUAUAGAAAUCAAUUCUAAAAGUAACAUUUUAUUCUCAGGGAGAUGAAUUCAUUGUUGCCUGUACGUACGACACUGAGGACAGGAAUCAAGUGACUUUUGUAAGUGAAAACCAGAAGUAUAUAGGGAGCUCAUUGUCCUGUAUUUUUUUUUUCAUACAAAAAAGCAAAAAGAAAAAAAAAGAAUGAAAAAGUCAAAUAGAAAUGUAAAUAACGUUUCGAUAUUUUGAUAAUUCUGAAAAAGCUUUAGCAGUACCGGCGGUAUAACACUUACUGUUAUCAAUUGAGUUGAAAGCAGGUGGAUUGGCCACUGCAAAGAUGUUAAUUUGUCUGCUUCAGUCUCCCAACAGACCAGAUCCCUGAAUGCAGUGAGCAUGCCUAAUUUAUUCCUAUUUAGCGUUUUUCAGUUCUCUUUUUUUACUUUCUAUAAAAACGUUGUUACAAUUAGGUGUUAAAGCUUAAAAGUUAUAAGGACCCCCUAAAAUUUGCGAAUAGUCCUGUUAUGGACAGUCACAAUCCAGAUACGACAUCGACUCGCAAUUAAAACAACUCGAUCGCUUAUAUUUAAUUGAUUACACUCCUAGUCAUACUCAGAGAAAAAAAACAUAGACAUAUCAAAUGUCCUUUAUGGUGCUGGUUAAACCGUUAGUCGCCAUUUACCAAUAGAGUUCAUUAAAGCUAAAUCAACUCUAUCAAAGAUGUUCCGAUGCACCCAAUUUUUAAAAAACCUUAAAAAUACAACCUUUUAAUCGAGAAUGACGAACAAAGAAGCAACUUUUUCUCAAAAGCAAACUGGUUUUCUUCUAUUGGCCAGCAAACGUGUUUGAUAUAAAUAAUUUUUAAUUAGUUCUCACGAAUUAUUCAUUAGGGCGGUCUUCAGACGUUGGACGAGAUGUGUCUGGCUUUUCUAAUGUACUACCCCAGCGCUGAUUUUACCCAAUGUGCCAGCGUUUCUAAGGAUGCUGCAAAUAGAUUCUUUUUGAAAUACGCUUGGUAAGAAUCUACAAUCUCGUAACUGUAGCUCUAGUUUCCCGAGGUAAUAAGUCAUUAAGUGACUUUUUUGUUACAUAACCCAAGAAGAAAACUUCUACGUGUAUAAUUUUAUCAAAGUAAAUUUCAGCCAGCAUUAAACAUUAGGGUGCAGCGUGAGAUGUUGUAAUGUUGAUCGCUCAUAGACGUUUGGCCGGAAACAUUUUAUUGCUAGAUGUCAUGUGAUCUCGAAGUAACUAAUGUGCUCUUGAACUGUUUGGAAUAAUUCCAGCCAUAUAACAAAUCCGAUAUACUAGCCGAUGUAGAGGUUUUAUCGAUUAAAUGUUUAGUUAGGUACUGCUCCAUGUAAGGAAAUCCAAGACUGUCUCGGAUUAGGGUUCCACAAAGUGAAUUCCCGAUUCCAUUUACGGGAUUCCGGAUUUUUUGUUAGUGGAACUCCAAUCGUUAGUGGGAUUCCGGAUUCCCUGAACCCUAGCGAUCUAUUCGGGAUUCCAAAGGCAAAAGUUUCCCGCAUUCCGGAAUCCAUAUGCUCUUACAUAGGGCGAUCGGUAGUUGCAUUUAUAUUGCUCUCUCUGCACUACAGGAAUGGAACACAUCAGAUCCCUUUCCCGCCAAAUAUAUGGACCAGUGAAAUGACACAAGAUCUGCGAGCAGCUUAUGACGCGGAUCUUGAACUUAAACUGAGAUGCACAGCCGCUGGUAACCGCGGUAUACAGGUAGGUGCGAAGUUCAAUAAA
Messenger RNA from Porites lobata, 8046 nucleotides. The record is from the annotation of a GenBank genome assembly. NCBI's taxonomy places the organism in Eukaryota, Metazoa, Cnidaria, Anthozoa, Scleractinia, Poritidae.